This is a messenger RNA of Girardinichthys multiradiatus, 2445 nucleotides long. RefSeq names its product heat shock protein beta-7-like. The coding region runs from base 1370 to 1960 and encodes 196 amino acids. The transcript has 3 exons. The record is from RefSeq and is a predicted model, not a curated record. Lineage: Eukaryota; Metazoa; Chordata; Actinopteri; Cyprinodontiformes; Goodeidae.
CAUAAGUUGCUGACACUUUAAAAUUUUGUUAAACUACAUUUUGAUUUAAUUCCAGCAUUCAGUCUUUUUGAGUUCACACCUGUUUUCAGUUAUAAGAAAUCUGAUUAACCUAAAAUAAAGUUCAGCCAUUCCAGGAGGUUUCUCUUGACAUUUGCUAAUAUGUGUCCUUUAGCUAAAACCUUAGUUUGCUGAGGGGUUGUAAAGGAUCUAACUGUAGUUAUCGGUCAGGAGAAAGGUUUAAAAAAUGCAUAGUGGUACAGUGAGGAAUAUUGGGAGUAAAUAUGAGGAACAGUAACAUUUCUACAACAGGAUAUUUCCCCAUGAUUGAUAUAAACCACUACAGCAGUACUGACGGACUGGCUGUGUUCUGCAAAAGUCUCCCAGUAAGUCACAACCUGGUUAAAGUAAACCUUAAGUUUUUGGAAACAAUUCCAGAUGAUACGUUUGCCACACAGUCCAUUCUGGUACUAUUAGGUAUCAGCUAGGAAGCUUAGGAUGGAGAAGAUUUUUAUUUUUCAGGUCCAAAAUUACAUCCAAAUCAAGGAAAGAAUAGCUUCCCCUGAGGAAAUUGGUUUUGGAAAGACCUCAACAGACCUCGCGUGAAGAGUGCUGCAGACAACAAUUGUCCUCACUGUAUUAAUUUAGGGUUGUGCACACUUAUGCAACUAGUUUCCGACAGUGAUGUUACAGUUUUGCAUCUAAUAUAUUUAGUUGUUUUUUAGUUUUGUGGAUAAGGAUUGAAGUCACAUUAAAUCUAGAAGAAGUUUGCAAAUGCGUUUUCAUACUCACAAAAACCUGUCCUCAAACCAACAUUUUAUUUCCUUUCUAAAUUGGUUAUCAACAUAGAAACUUUGAUUCAAGUAUAAAGAGUGCAGUUUGUUGUUUUGGCUCACAGCCUGUACCCCCCACCCCUGCACACAAUGUCAAACAUUGUGUGCAGGGUCAGUCUUAUGGAUGACCUGACCUCUCAACGGCUUUUCUAUUUCCAACUACAUGCCAGAAACUUCUCCAGCAGCUCUGAUGGCUGUUAUCUCUCUUGGUGGGUAUUUGUGUGUGAGAAUAGGAAGCGGUCUCCACUCAUUAUCAGUUUGUCCGUUACACUCUUGGCCCAAGUGCUUGGACAAAUUGCCAUUUAAGGCUAAAGUCAAAAUGCGUUGCAGAGUAGUCAACACUGCGUCCCAUAAUGCAGCAGGGCUUUAUUUAACCCCACGGCAAAGACCCCAGGAUAGUUAGGACGCGGUCAGUAGCUGCUGGAAAACAACUACUCUGAGGCUGUUCUGGCAGUUUUUAAUUUCUGAGAACAGUUUGGUUGUAUCUGGGAUAGAAGUGGAACCUCAGUAAGUUUUAAAGGCUACUGUAAACCUCAGUCAUGACAUCCCUGACAACUUCCAGCCAAAGAUCUUCUUCCUCAUAUCGCUCCUCAUCACGUUAUAGCACUUCCAGCUGCUAUCGAUCAGAUGGAUCACUUAACGGAUCGUCUGAUUCCCUGGAUGCCCAUUUUGAACCUUUUAUAGACUCUGCCAAUUGUUCUAGUCUGUUCAGAGAGGAGGGCCCCGGGGGGCCCAACACUUUGCCCUACUUUGGCAGACACAACAGAUUAUCGUUGGAACCUCAAGGUGGCACUGUGAUGAACUGGCAGAGCGGAGCAGGAAGCGGGGUGCGAUGUCUCGGUGACUCCUACUGUAUGACGACUGACCUCAGCCAGUUCGAGCCACACGACAUAGUGGUGAUGGCCUACAACCACCACGUCGUCAUUCACGCACAGAAGGUUCUGGAUGAUGGAAGCGUCAGUAACACGUUCACCCAUAAGUCCCUGUUCCCAGAGGACAUGGAUCCCCUGUCGGUUAGUGGGACCCUGGACCUUGACGGUACCCUAUGGGUGACCGUGCGACGGAUCGUGGAGCUGAAUGGACCAGAGACACUGGGAGUCCCUACCUACACCAGCGAGGCUCACCUUUGACAACUUUCCUCAUUGUGUUCUCUGAGUGACAAUCAUAGCUAUCAUUUAGGUGUGUCCUGGCUUCAGUGAGUAGAAGAGCUCGCCUUUUUAUUCAUUCUCAUCAGUGCAUCAAUUUUCUAAUAAUAUAAUAUAAUAAAUGCUCCACAAAAGAUUCAUGGGUUUCCAUUUUCUCUUCAUAUUAAAACCUAAAAACACAAUUCAAGCCAAUCUAAUUGUUACAGUCAGGCCCUGCAUUAACACCAGAUUAGUUCCAGGCUUUUAAGAGUAAAAUAAAAGGUUCAACUAACAAAUCAGCUGACAUUUCCAACCUUACUUCAUUUCAAUGUUAAAAAAGCUCUGGAGGUUUUUUUGUAUUAUUGUGUCACUGACUAAAACGCAAGAGAACCACAGUUCAGAUAGUGAGAUCAUCCAUCCUGCACCAGACAUCUCCUAAGGCGACACAUUGUGGUAUUGGAGGAAUAAAUGAAAUAAAAAUUUUUACAGAA